Messenger RNA from Tribolium madens (black flour beetle), 3829 nucleotides. RefSeq names its product IQ motif and SEC7 domain-containing protein 1 (gene siz). Gene Ontology annotation, molecular function: guanyl-nucleotide exchange factor activity. The transcript has 7 exons. NCBI's taxonomy places the organism in Eukaryota, Metazoa, Arthropoda, Insecta, Coleoptera, Tenebrionidae. The record is from RefSeq and is a predicted model, not a curated record. The coding region runs from base 561 to 3389 and encodes 942 amino acids. Gene Ontology annotation, biological process: regulation of ARF protein signal transduction; actin cytoskeleton organization.
GUGUCAUAUAUGCCACAGUCGAACGGCGUAUUGAUUUCUAAAUAAGGGAAAGUGAACGGAUAUCCUCAGGCUAGUCUAUAGCGCGCUGUCAUUUUUGAGGCGAUUCUUUAGCUGAACGUUUCUUGGUAUUGGCAAAGCACCCACACGUUCGCGGUAAUUGCUCGUGCAUCAGCCUUGAGGCUCGUGUUUCGUGUAGUACAGUCGCACAUGUCGUCGGCGGCGUCAGGUUUAGGUUGCACCAGGGUUUGAUCUUGCCUCGGUGUUUAUUUGUGGUGAUGUAACACCAAGGACUGUGACUUAGUGACGUCAGGCUAUAGCCCCGCUCGCCUUCUUCUAACUGUGCCGAUCGUUCCAUUCGGUUGUCUGUGCUGAGGCACGGUCAGCUGACAUUUACAAUCCACAAACUGUGUACCAAACUCGCGAUUUUGCGAUUUUACAACCCUAGUACUUCCGGCCACCACCAGUGAUCGACACAAAAGUAGAAAGUACGAUUACUUUUACUAUCGCUGUUUAAUCCGGUCGCAAGUGCAAUCAUGGUACGUGAUUUGUGAGUGCUUGUAAUGCGUGGACAGUCGCCAGGGGGGUUUCCCCAACCCUUCGUGCAAAGUCAAGUUAGAACUGAACAUGUCAGGUCGAAUCCUGUACAUACGGUUGAUGUGUGUGAUAGAACUGUUGUCAGGGUUAGACGGUCAGGAAUACAACAAGAAAGAAUCAGGGUGGUUUGCACCACCAGAAGGCAACAUGUCAGUAGAUUGGUCACUGUUACCGACGCAUGUCAUACUUUACCACCUUUCCGGAAACAUGUCACUGUCAUCAGCUUUCCACCGAAAAUGGAAAGGUCUCAGAUAGUGAAUUCAAUGGGUUCAUCUGAUCAGUUUCAAGAACAGACUUAUAUUCAAGCUCCCAGUUUUGUCCAAGCUCAAAACUACAGUACUCCAACCCCCAGUCCUAUAUAUUCUCGUGCCUCCCCUAACAACUCGACGUACGUGAAUGUAUCCCAGCCUCUUCAUAAGAAGGGUUCUUUACGGAACGGAGAUGUCUUGAAAAGGUCGAGGGUUCAGACAACAUACGAGCUGUCGCAAGACAUUCUCGACAAACAAAUCGAAGUGUUGGAACGAAAAUAUGGCGGUGUUAAAGCGCGAAAUGCAGCUCUUACAAUUCAACGAGCGUUCAGACGAUAUACUCUACUUAAAAAAUUCGCAGCAAUUACAGCAAUGGCCAAAGCCGAGAAACGUAUUAGUCGCCGAAUUCCUGCAAAUUCCGAAGACUGUCGUAGCACAAUAGGUGAGACUGAACAAUGUCCUGAAUAUAUGAGGAAUUAUGAAGGACACGACUGUUCCAAUAUGAGAGUUCUUCCAGUUAGAUCGAUGUCUUUACGCGAGAGACGUAAUAUUGACAAUAUGCCAAUACCUAGGAGUCAGUCGGGGACUCCUACAGUGUGUUGGGAGAAUUAUUCCUCAUCCUCUCUUCAACACUAUUAUUCACCCGCUGACUCCAAAUCGGAUUCGAUAGGUACCCAAGUGACUGCAAGUCCCAGUUCUUGUAGUACACCUACAACUUCCACAAACGGCUACGCUCGCAGUCGCCACAGUCUGAACAGUAGAAAAGUACCACCAGAAGUACCUAAGCGAACCUCAAGUAUUACCUCUCGAUCGGUCGGAGAUCCCCGACACCACAAAAGCAAUGGUUUGACUAAAACAAACGAAAAUGGUUCGUUAUCAAGUGUCCAAAGUUCCGGUAGUGACAGUAGUAUAUCGACUGAACGCGUGCAAUGUGAAUUUUCCGGAUCGCCAGUCUGGAAGCGUAAAGGAAAUCACAUUUCGGAAUAUGCCGAACCGGCCUUAGAGACUAGUUUAGGGAAUAUUUCUAACACUAGCGCAUCCACCUACACACUGGAGAGAGCCAAUGAGCAACAAGCACCUGCCAGCUAUAAAAUAACCGAGACUAUAAGAAAACGACAAUACAGAGUAGGACUUAACUUAUUUAACAAAAAACCAGAACGAGGUAUUGCAUAUUUAAUCCGACGAGGGUUCUUAGAGAACUCACCGCAAGGCGUCGCCAGAUUUCUUAUUUCAAGAAAAGGACUGAGUAAACAAAUGAUCGGAGAGUAUUUAGGGAAUUUGCAAAAUCCGUUUUGUAUGGCUGUUUUGGAAUGCUUCGCUAAUGAAUUAGAUUUGUCGGGAAUGCAAGUCGAUGUUGCACUUAGGAAGUUUCAGCAACAUUUCCGAAUGCCAGGAGAAGCACAAAAGAUUGAAAGACUUAUGGAGGUGUUUUCGCAUAGAUAUUGCCAAUGCAAUGUCGAUCUCGUCGCACGGUUAAGAUCGCCAGAUACGAUUUUUGUCCUCGCAUUUGCAAUAAUAAUGCUGAACACUGACCUCCACACCCCGAAUAUAAAACCCGAACGUCGGAUGAAACUAGAAGACUUCAUAAAAAAUUUACGAGGUAUCGACGAUUGUGGUGAUAUUGAUAGUGAUAUGUUGACUGGGGUUUACGAGCGUGUCAAAGCAAACGAAUUUAAGCCAGGUUCAGAUCAUGUGACUCAAGUAAUGAAAGUUCAAGCAACGAUCGUUGGUAAAAAACCAAAUAUGGCGUUACCACAUCGCCGAUUAGUAUGUUAUUGUCGUUUAUAUGAAAUCCCUGAUAUUUAUAAGAAAGAAAGACCUGGUGUACACCAGAGAGAAGUGUUCCUUUUUAACGAUUUGCUCGUAAUUACGAAAAUUUUAAGUAAGAAGAAAUCUUCAGUUACAUAUACAUUCAGGAAUAGUUUCCCUCUAUGUGGGAUGACUGUUACUCUUUUCGAAGCUGCCCAUUACCCUUACGGUAUACGUCUGAGCCAACGUGUAGAUGGCAAAGUAUUGGUCACAUUUAACGCACGAAAUGAGCAUGAUAGGUGCAAAUUUGCGGAGGAUUUAAAGGAGGCUGUAAGCGAGAUGGACGAAAUGGAAAAUUUGAGGAUUGAGGCUGAGCUCGAGCGACAAAAGUCGAACCGAGGGACUAGGACGGGUACCGAAAAUCGGGACAGUGGCGUCGCGGAUGUGGAAGUGUGUCCUUAUCAGUGUCCCUGCUCUCAGAACCAAGCGCUAGGAGGGUCGGAAUGUGCCGAAGAAGUCGGUCACGAUACCCAAAUCAAGCGUUCGGCUCUCAGUAACUCGUUGCUGGAUAUCCACGAACAGUUUGCAGGAGAAAAGGCACAGCGCCGAGGUAGUGUGGGCUCGUUAGAUAGCGGCAUGUCUGUAUCAUUCCAAUCGACGUCGGCUAGUACUUGCUCCCGGUCUGACAAGCUCGCUAAUAAAGGUAAGCCGGGUCUGCAUAACCAUCAGUCAUUCCUAGGCGGCCUGUUUAAUAAGAAACAACAGAACAAUGUGGCCGUGAAGUCGACCGAAGUGUAAAAAAAUCCAAAUAUAUAAGUGUAAUCGGUUCUUUUUCAAAUUUAACUUGUGCAUGUUAUGAAUAACCAAAUACAUUUUCACCAUUUAUAAGUGUUACCAAAUAUAUUAAUUAUGGCUGUCUAAUUUCGCCCCAGUGCGUAAUACUUAAUUUUUUGUUAUUAUUAUUUUUUAAUUUCUUCUUGUUAAUAGAAGAGGCAAACUUAAUGUUUUUUUCUUUACCAUUAUAUUAUAUUCAUUCGCUAUUUUGACAGCUGUUCAACAUUAAGGUUGCCUUAAAUCGGCUCUCUGUCUUCAUUGGCAUUGAACAUAUUGAUAAUUGUCUUCUAAUGUUGCCUGUAAAGGAUUUGUAUAUAGUUAAAUUAUUAAAGAGAGCAACAUGUUCUAGUCGAUUGUAAAUAUGUUAGCAAUCUCUACUAAUGAUAUUAAAUAAUUUAAAUGUA